Molecule: messenger RNA, 575 nt
Organism: Cetraspora pellucida
Lineage: Eukaryota; Fungi; Glomeromycota; Glomeromycetes; Diversisporales; Gigasporaceae
Source: the annotation of a GenBank genome assembly
AAAAGUCUAGUUUUGGCUCUGAUGAUAUAAACAAAAAAAUAAAACAAGAAGAAAACAACAGAUCUGAUAGUCUUAUUACUGAGAAAAAACAGAAAAAAGAAAAUAUGCCAAAGGUUAUUAUAGAAACUCCUAAAGGCCAAAAGAGUAAAACAGCAGAACUUGAAGAAGAAGACUUGUUUUCAGUCAUUUCUUUGAGCAAUAAAGAUCAAAUUUCAGAUGAACAAACAAAACAAAUAACAUACAAUAACAUUAUAAUGCAAAAUGAAAUAACAUCAGACACAGAGAUGUCAACAAACAACAAUAAACAAGAAAGUCAAUUAGAACAUCAAACAGAAUUAACUAAGGACAAGCCAAAUAUAGAACAUGAAAACAUAUCAGUGAACUUACUUGCAAGUUUGUACAACAAUGUAUGGGCAAACAAUACUGAUCCUAUAGAUAAAGAAAAUGAACAAGGUUUUAUAGUGGUUUCCAGAAAAAAGCAUAGAAAUAAAAGCAGAAUCACAACUUCAAAAGUGGGAAGAACUACAGUCCUAGAGACAUCAGCUCCCUAUACAAAAGCCAAAGAACUGCAAUAG